Molecule: messenger RNA, 710 nt
Organism: Ipomoea nil (Japanese morning glory)
Lineage: Eukaryota; Viridiplantae; Streptophyta; Magnoliopsida; Solanales; Convolvulaceae
Product: ribonuclease S-4-like
Exons: 3
Coding region: 10-678 (222 amino acids)
Biological process (GO): RNA catabolic process
Cellular component (GO): extracellular region
Molecular function (GO): RNA binding; ribonuclease T2 activity
Source: RefSeq, a predicted model, not a curated record
UAUAAUAUAAUGUUACAAGCAUUGAUGACAUUGUGCCUCCUAGGCACUCCCGUCUAUGCAUUUCAAACUGCCAUAGAUGCCAAUCCACAAGCUCCACCGCCACCGCCACCCACACCCACUUUGACAGGCCUCAAAUUCGCAUUGACCUGGCCUAAUGGCUACUGUCAAACGAAGGCCUGUAUACCUAAUAAAAUUGUUCAACACUUCACCAUUCACGGCCUUUGGCCGCACGAUCAAUCAUGGACCAGCCUACCACCGGUUAAAGGGCUCCCGCCGUUGAAUGAUAAAAUUAUUGAUGCAAAAUUGCGGAGCCAAUUGGUGAAGGAUUGGCCGGGUUUGGAGCAGCAAGAUGAUAGCCUCUUCUGGGCUCAUGAGCGGACAAAACAUGGAGGAUUCUUGGAUCAAAACGCUUACCUGCGAAAGGGACUCGCCCUACACGGUGCACAUAACCUGAAAACUAUUUUAGCAACUGCCAAGGUAGUUCCUGGCGCAAAGCCUCAACCUGCUGCAACCAUCCGGAAUGCACUUAAAACAGCAUUAGGUAAUAAAGAUAUCAUACUCAUAUGCCUUAAUACUUAUCUUAUUGAGAUAAGAAUUUGUUAUGACCAAUUAGGGAUGAAUAUAGUGCGUUGUAAUACUUCUGAAGACAAGUGUAUCGGUAAUAUUAUUUAUUUGUGAUAAGUCAAAUAAAUAAAUAAAAGUAUUAUUUA